AUCAGCGGCGAGCAAGCAACAGCAACGGCCAGCAAGCAACAGCAACAUUGCCAAGUUGCCCUUUCAGCCGCGAGCAGUGUAGGCAGUCAUUGUGUACUCCGCAGCAGAAUUCCGAUGGCCUCCCAAUCAGAGAACGGCGUGGUGACCUAGGCGACGGGUAUCCGCCGCCGGCCCACACGACAUUGCCCAAAUCACCAGGAGCGAUGUAUCGUCUCGUGAUGGUCAAUGGCGGCGUAUCUCAGAGGCGGCGACUGAGGGACUUACUCACGGUCACAUGAUGACAAUUAGGCUGGGGGUGGCACUGCGGAAUGAACAGAGAGAUCAAACCAAUCUUGCAAUUGUACACCUCUGCCAGUAACACCGUGCCCACAGCACCAAGAAGUGCACUCAUCUUUGAGGCUCCCAUGAUGCUUCUCACUCACUCCCUUCUCUUGAGUUUCCUGCUACCGCUCACCACAGUACCCACUGCAAUGGCAAAUCAAGCCGGCUACUGUCGCUGGAUUGAUUCAGGGGCAGGUCACAACUCACCACAUCACGCCAAUUACACGUACUACUGUGACGCUGUGGCCAAGCCUUUCAACGACAGUCACGUCGUCUUCGACUGUAGCAGUCUAAGGGUGGCCACUUGGGGUUUCGCUGGACCGUCUACGCUUGAGAUUGCCGCACCCUGCGCUCCCAUAACUGGCUACUCCCCCGUAUGCGCACAGCAACUCGCUCGCAAUCGUGCCAUGGGAGCUGACUCUCACAUUGCCCUAGCAGGACUGCGACUACAAAUUCUGGGCCGCCUGCCUGGGCAACGCCGCGCCCCAUCACGACAAGCACACGUUCAGCUGCUUCUACUUCAACGGAAACGAUAGUUGCGUAUGGCCCUUCAGCUUCACAGCGACCACCCGCCCGACCACAGUGCAGAUCUGGCAUCGCAUUGGUAGUGGAAGCACCAACGCUACGCUCGGAAAGAGGCGACUUCCCUCAUACUGAAGGCCAGCUGUGCACUUGUUCAUAGCUACUCGGCAGACUGAACAGAAAAAAAGCGCCCGAGAGGGGGGAGGGAGAGGCUACCUUGCCUUGUCUACCAAAGUUCAGAGUCUGGUCUUCUGCCGUGGUAGUGGCGGCGGCGGCGGUGAACUCUCUCGGUAAUGUCCUGAAUACCAUUUCAU
Jaminaea rosea is the source of this 1157-nucleotide messenger RNA. RefSeq lists its product as hypothetical. The coding region runs from base 405 to 857 and encodes 150 amino acids. The record is from RefSeq and is a predicted model, not a curated record. The transcript is spliced from 3 exons. NCBI's taxonomy places the organism in Eukaryota, Fungi, Basidiomycota, Exobasidiomycetes, Microstromatales.